AAUCCGAAGCCUCCCACGUGGUUAGCAGGGCGGGCGCAUCUCAACUGGUUGAACAUGCAACUUUUAGGGAGGCAAACAAUUGGACCCAUUGGUAGUUGCAUUUGCACAUCCAUGUAGGAUACUCCCCAACAGGAAACAACGACCUGCACGUUAGCAGGCGCCUCUUCUCUGCUUGUCAUCCAGAUCGCUCCCAUCUGUGCGCACUGCUGCUGCUGCCUCUUGUUCCAGGACUAAUUAAAGACCGCUUUGAACCCCGAGCCCAGUGUGCAGGAGUUAGUGUUGCCAAUCUGAUAGUUAGUCCACGGAGCCUGAUUACACCUUGGUUUAAAACCUAAACUAACAUUACAAGUUAUAGUGAUUGUUUUCUUCUCAUCAAGAGGACUUCUGAAGCAGAAUUUUAGCAUGGAUACAGUCAGCGACUCUGUCGGGGAGAGUAAGCCGGUGUAUCAGUGUGCACCGAAGUCCAUGGUCCAGCGGUGGCUUCCAGGAUUUAAUAUCGCUCUGUGCCUGUUGAUGUCUUUGAGCUCCGUCACAGUGUGUCUCUUGAUGAGCUUCAGGACUUUCCAGCUGGAGAACCGACUGCAGAUGGAGAUGGACAAAGCGUCUAUCUUCCAGCCGCAGCACGCAGCUUUUCUGAACGAGGAUGGGACCCUUAUUCAAGAGCUGAGCACCCCCAUAGAGUGGCUCGUAGAAGAGAAAAUCGGGGUGAUGGUACCAAAAAUGCGGGCAGCUAGAGAUGUUGGUCAAGAGUGCUCCUGUCCUCCAGGGCCUCCAGGAAAGCGUGGAAGGAUGGGAAGAAGAGGGGAACCUGGAUCUCCUGGCAAGGCUGGACGGGAUGGAUACCCGGGUCCUCUUGGUUUGGAUGGAAAACCAGGUGUUCCAGGUCCAAAGGGAAGCCAGGGACCAGCCGGACCCAAGGGAGAAAAGGGUGACCAAGGAGACGUUGGGCCACGGGGUCCCCCUAACUACAACACAUAUGCAGGUCUGCAAAGUAAUCAGAUUCCCAUCAAGGGCGACCAAGGCCAGGCUGGACCGGCUGGUCCUCCUGGUCCCCCAGGUCCACCAGGUCCAAGAGGCCCCCCUGGGAACACAGGCAAGGACGGGCCUCGUGGCCCUGCUGGAGAGCCGGGUUUUCCAGGUCGAGAUGGUCUUGAGGGGUCGCAGGGAUUGCCAGGGAAGCCGGGAGAGGAUGGUGAGCCAGGCUACCCAGGACCACAGGGCCCUCCAGGACUAAAGGGUGAGCCAGGUGCAGGUGAAAAAGGAGAGAGAGGCAUGGAUGGACUACCAGGAUUUAAGGGAGACAAAGGAGAGACAGGAGAACAUGGACCACAGGGACCCAUGGGUUAUCCUGGUGAAAAAGGUUCCUCUGACGUAAUUGACUUCAAUGGGAAGCUUCUAGAUGCGAUCCAGGCCAUCAACGCCAUCAGCGUUUCGGGCCAACCUGGACCACCUGGACCCCCAGGACCUGCAGGGGAAAAGGGCGAGCUUGGUUUACCUGGACUGGCUGGAGUUGAUGGGCAAAAGGGACCUAAAGGGGAUAUGGGUGAAGCUGGACCAGCUGGUGACAGAGGAGAGAAGGGGGAGAUGGGUCUCUCUGGGCCUGCUGCUAUGGACGGGCAGAAAGGAGAGAAAGGCGACUGCAGAAUGGACGACAACCUGGUUCAGAUGAUUUCCCAGCCAGGCCCACCUGGUCCACCUGGCCCACCUGGAGUACCCGGGUCCCCUGGAUCCAUGGGGCUGCAUGGGAUGCCUGGUCCUAAGGGUGAGCCUGGAUAUGGGAUGAAGGGAGACAAGGGGGAAGGUGGUUCUCCUGGGCUCAAAGGAUUCGACGGCCUAAAGGGAUCAUCAGGGUUGGUGGGUCUUCCAGGAGCAAAAGGAGAAAAGGGCAGACCAGGAGAGCCUGGACUAGAUGGUUUCCCGGGGCUGAUGGGGGAAAAAGGUGACCGAGGGGAUAGAGGGGACAAGGGUGACAGGGGAUCGGUGGGAAAAAGAGGUCUGAAGGGCCAGAAGGGAGAGCAGGGUCCUCCAGGUCUGGACCAGCCUUGUCCUGUGGGGCAUGAUGGGCUGCCCAUACCUGGCUGUUGGCACAAGUGAUGACUAACCAGCAGCAUGGGAUCUGUACAUAUUGAUAUGGUAUAUAUUGCAAUUGAAUACAACGCCAACAACCAGCUCCCUUUUUUCCAAUUUUUCAUAAAACAUUUUAUAUAAUAUAUUGAGAUUUUUAAUAAGGACAUUUUUGAGUCAACAGUAUUAUGAAACAUUUUUUUUUAACUGAAGAGAGCCAGUGUUGUUGAGAAAGUAGCCAUAGUUUGGAAGAGAAGAAACUCAACAGGCAGCGGGACUCUUACUUUGAAGGACAGUCCAGAUGACGGCGUUUCAGCGCCUUGACCGUCUCGCUGCCUUACUAACAAAGUCUGACUCACUGCCUGAAUGUAAUCCUGAACGCUGUUUGGAUAUGACAGUGUGUGCAGUCUCACAGAUGGAUGGAUGCUUUGUGGAUGGACAGAUCUCUUACCUGUUGCAGAUGGAGGAGUGUUGGUUGGGUCAGUGCUCUCUUCUCCUUUCUGUGUUUUCAAAAAGGAGGAAAUGUCAAGGCAGAAGCUGAAACGUAAGCGUCUCUCUCAGCCCUGAAGGGAUGCGGAGUACUGGCAGAGAAAGGACACGGUGGAAGACAGAGAGCACGGUGGGCAGAUUGGCUUUCUAUGGAAGCAGAACGAGCCAUGUUCUGCCCUGGUGUCACACUGAACACUCAGAUCCUGCGUUAUUGAAACUCUCCAGGGAGGGGGCGACAGAGAACAUUGCAUUUCCACGUUCACCUGAGAGGAAAAGACACACCUGAGGCUAGGUCAAAGUUAUAUGGGAGUAACUGAUGUCACAGGCACAUAUGGAAGGAUUUACUGCACAGAAAAUGUGGUGGCUCUUUUGUUAAGUUUUUAACUAAAUGAUGCAUGAUCAUAACAGGACGCAGUGUUGUUUAGCAGCCUGACAGUUUUAUAUGACUUGUGGUCCCUUACUGAAACUUUAAAUCACAUUUUUAUUUACACCAGCCAGUCAUUUCUCUCUUUAUUUGAACAAGCCACUCUGAAAAGUCAAAAAGUCUACCUGUUUAUGACCUACACUUGUGGCAACAACAACUUAUAUGUUUUGUUUUAUUUUGUUACUUUCGUAGCGACUCUUGUCAAGUUUUAUUUUGCAUUCCUGUGCAUAACUUGGAAGGAUCCAUUGACAGUAUUCAUGAUGUGUUUCAGUCGCCUUGAUGUAUGACUGCAAAUCAGAAGACUUUCUUAUGCAUUUUCAUUUUCAACUGAUCAUUAUCAUUUACUCACUGAUGAAGAUGUGUUUUGUUGCUGUUGCCUGUUUCUUGGACAACAGUGUGAGUUCUUGCUGCUGACUUUUAAUGUGUGUUGUUUGUUUGAUAUUUUUUAAUCCGUUGUAGUCAUUUGGACUAAAGGACUAACAGACUAAAGAAUGACAUUUGAAUCAAUUUUAUACACAAUCAUUGUUUUUGUAGCGCUAUUAUACAUUUCUACACAUCAAUACCUUAACACAGGUUUAUAAUGUCAGUUAUUCUGCAUUUUGUGCAACUGCUUUUUUUUAAUCACAAAGAUUGCAGUCAUUUCUACAUGAUGACUAUCAUUGAUGUGUUAGGGGGAUUAUUUCUCUCAGAUGGAAUUACUUCUUGGUGCUUACAUUCUUUUAUGUAUCUGUUAUCUACUUUACUCUGCAUGGUCACAUGCAAAAUCAGACACAUGUCCACAGAAACAGAUGUCCACAGAAACACAUGCAUCUUUAUACAGUUUACCAAAAUUCAGUUUCUUAUAAAUUUGUCUUUGUGUAAACAUGGCACAGAGAAGUGCGUCCCUGUGCUUUAUGUAUGUUUUUUUAUGUAGAAGCUGCUCCAGACCAAUGGACGAAGAUUAAUAAAGUUGUUUGAAUUGAAUUGAAAUGGAAAAUGAUGUAUAACUUUCCUUGUGGACAUCUGUAUAUUCUGCCCUGGUAUUUGUGCUACUUUUUAAUACGAUAAUAUUCAGCACUUAUAUGUUUUAAGAUUACCUUCUGGUUUAUGUGACACGUGACUGUCGAGCAUUCUUCUGCAAUGUUUGCAUUGUUAGCCUAAAUAUGAACGGUCAGAAUGUUUGUUGUUUUAUUGUCACUCUUUGCGGCAUUCACAAGUUUAAAUAAGAUCAGCAAUGUUUGAAGACAUUUUAGUUAGAUUUAAGUCACAAUCUUCAAAUAACUCAGAGGAACACUAAGAGGUAUGUGAUGGGAGUGGAGUUUUCUAUUGCCAGUCUGCAGAUUGUUCAAUGUGUUAGCUGGAUAGCACUAAUGGUUUAGAAACACAACACAUAUUGGUAGCUCUGACUUUCUUGUUUUUUUAAUAAUGAAUAUCCUCUAGGAGACCAGCAAACUGGCACCCUGUAAGAAUCAGUUUCACUCAUAUCCAGCUCUCAAAAUGACAAUGAGUAACAUGUAGCUGUUUUAGCCUUAGGGUUUAUCUUACAAAGUUGAAUAACUGACAUCACACACAAACAAUUCCCAUAUUAAUGAGACGAAAAGAUUGUGAAAAUUUCACUAAAUGGUUUACAAGAGAAAGUUACUUUCAAGGUAUUAAACCAACACCCCACCUCUCAUUUAUAUGUCUUUAAAUAUGUUCCAGGAGUGCUAUUUGAAAAGCUGUACAUUAACUGCACAUCAUUAAGCUAAAGUAAAACAGCUGAGGAGUUAUAUUAAACACAGAUUGGUUUAGCUUGACUUUAUUUCACUGAGAGCUGAUGGUUAUCUGAUACUUCACAUUAUUACAUGUGUUUAUUUCUUUUACAGAUUCUGUCAGUUUCAGUAUUAUGGCAUUGAGAGUCUGAACACAGUUUGGUGUUUUGGAAAGUUUCUAUAUUAUCAUGCAGUAUUAGCUUGACUUUGUGAGAUUGUUUUUUUUUCGGAUGUGUAUUUGGUUGUAAAAGAAUUAAGCUAUUUUUGUAAUUGUCUAAAAAUGUGUAACAUGAAAUCUGGUCAAGUAAACAUGUAGACUGAAGUAAA
Messenger RNA from Notolabrus celidotus (New Zealand spotty), 5034 nucleotides. RefSeq names its product collagen alpha-1(XXIII) chain. The transcript has 31 exons. The record is from RefSeq and is a predicted model, not a curated record. Lineage: Eukaryota; Metazoa; Chordata; Actinopteri; Labriformes; Labridae. Bases 403 to 2094 code for a protein of 563 amino acids.